Ornithodoros turicata is the source of this 1038-nucleotide messenger RNA. Its product is annotated as putative nuclease HARBI1. Lineage: Eukaryota; Metazoa; Arthropoda; Arachnida; Ixodida; Argasidae. The record is from RefSeq and is a predicted model, not a curated record. The transcript is spliced from 4 exons. The coding region runs from base 1 to 1038 and encodes 345 amino acids.
AUGUAUGAACGCUUUCGCUUCCACCGCCGCGGCUUUACUGUGAUUGUGGACUUGGUGCGCGAUGAAAUGGAACGGAAAACAAAGCGUAGCUGCACGGUACCAGUGGAGCUGCAAGUCCUCGUUGCGCUGAAAUUCCUCGCAAGUGGAAGUUUCCUCAUAACGUGUGGAGACACCGUUCAUGUGCACGUGUCCACUGCGAGCCGGAUUGUUCGUGCCUUUGUGCUGGCGUUACUUCGUCACCUCCACAAGUACGUGCGGUUCCCAACUGGUGACGAAGCAGGCUCUGUGAAGGAAACGUUCCUACGAAAAGGUGGUUUUCCUGGAAUUGUGGGUGCCGUCGAUGGCACUCACAUUCGUAUUCAAGCUCCUGUACAACAUGAGGAAAACUACAUCAACCGAAAAGGCUUUCACUCCCUGAAUGUUCAAGUGGUAGUGGAUGCCAAUUCGUACAUUACAAAUGUUGUGGCUAAGUGGCCAGGCAGCGUUCACGACUCCCGAAUACUUCGAAGCAGCAGCAUCGGAGAACGCUUUGAAAGUGGCCACAUUCGAGGCAUGCUGCUCGGCGACAGUGGGUACCCGUGCAGGCCGUGGCUUAUGACACCAUUUUUAAGACCAAAUGGGCAUGCCCAGGAGAUGUACAAUGAGGCACACAAAACGUUACGGUCAGUUGUGGAACGAGCAAUUGGUCAGCUGAAGAGAAGGUUUGCUUGCCUCCAUGGAGAACUUCGGAUGGCACCUGAACGUUGCUGUGGCAUUGUUGUUGCAUGCUGCAUCCUCCACAACCUGGCAAAGCAGCUGGGAAUUCCGGACGCCAGAGCUGAGCCAGAGCUUCAGGAUGACUCUGAUGAGCAAGAGCCACAAGGGGCACCACAUGACGGGGUGCACAUGGCUCCUUUUUCUUUCUACGAGCACCUGCACUGCGACUGCGGCUUCGACGUGGGGCUGACUGCGGAGGGCUACCUCUUGGUAAUUGGUGGACAUCGGGGGGCAAGGACGGCACAGAUGGUUCUGCUGACUCAUCUGGGAGAAUGUCAGUAG